This is a messenger RNA of Fulvia fulva, 513 nucleotides long. Its product is annotated as Mitochondrial import inner membrane translocase subunit tim17. Gene Ontology annotation, biological process: protein import into mitochondrial matrix. Gene Ontology annotation, cellular component: TIM23 mitochondrial import inner membrane translocase complex; mitochondrial inner membrane. NCBI's taxonomy places the organism in Eukaryota, Fungi, Ascomycota, Dothideomycetes, Mycosphaerellales, Mycosphaerellaceae. The transcript has 3 exons. The record is from RefSeq and is a predicted model, not a curated record. Gene Ontology annotation, molecular function: transmembrane protein transporter activity. The coding region runs from base 1 to 513 and encodes 170 amino acids.
AUGGGCGAACGAGGACAUGGACUGGACCACUCAAGAGACCCGUGUCCCUGGGUCGCGUUAUCAGAUUUCGGCGGAGCCUUUUGUAUGGGUGCGAUAGGAGGAGCAGUGUGGCACGGAGUGAAAGGUUUCAGGAACAGCCCUUACGGGGAACGAAGGAUAGGAGCCAUCACAGCCAUAAAAGCACGCGCACCGGUACUCGGCGGCAACUUCGGCGUGUGGGGCGGCAUGUUCAGCACAUUCGACUGCGCAGUAAAAGGCGUCCGCAAGAAGGAGGAUCCAUGGAACGCAAUCAUCGCAGGGUUUUUCACGGGAGGCGCAUUAGCAGUACGAGGAGGUCCGCGAGCGAUACGAAACGGUGCCAUCGGAUGCGCCAUCCUGCUUGCAGUCAUCGAGGGUGUCGGUAUUGGAUUCCAAAGGAUGAUGGCAGAGAACACAAAACUAGAGCUGCCACCUCCUCCGGCAAACAGCUCUGCGAGCGCGGCAGGGAGUGAAGGACGGUUAGCAGCGGCUUGA